CACAUCACGGUGCUGCGCGGCGCCGCCCCGCCCGCCCGCGCCAACCGCACCCGCGCCCAGCGCCAGAACACUCUGACUGUGGAGGAUCAAUCUGCUUCUGACAGCAGCUUCACGCUAAACCCUGAGGACAGAAGAGAAUAUCCUGACCACCAGGCAGCACACCGCCCAAUCCCCAAACAACGAUUCAGGCAGGAAAAUGGACACACAUCCUUACAGAGAGAUGGACCCAGAUCGUUCCUUCUGGAUCUCCCAAAUUUUCCUGACCUAUCAAAAGCUGAUAUUAAUGGGCAAAACCCCAACAUUCAGGUUACCAUAGAAGUGGUUGACGCUACUGAUGCUGAACCAGAGAAGGACCUGCACAAAGAAAGCAGCAAGCCCAGCUGGUCAGUCCCAUCACCUGACUGGAGAAACUGGUGGCAGAGGUCCUCGACUUUGACUCGCAUGAGUAGUGGUGAUCAGGACUACAAGUAUGACAGCACCACCGAAGAUAGCAACUUCCUAAACCCUCUCGGUGGGUGGGAUAGGCAUGCACCCGGUCACCGGACUUUUGAAUCCAAGGAGCAGACAGAGUAUGAUUAUAUUGAUGGUGACGGAGACUGGAGCCCGUGGUCCGUUUGCAGUGUGACCUGUGGGAGUGGCAAUCAGAAGCGGACCAGGUCCUGCGGCUAUGCCUGCACAGCCACAGAGUCAAGGACAUGUGAUCGCCCAAACUGUCCAGGGAUCGAAGAUACCUUCAGGACAGCUGCCACAGAAGUGAGCUUACUUGCAGGAAGUGAAGACUUCAAUGCCACCAAGCUAUUUGAAGUUGAUACUGACAGCUGUGAAAGAUGGAUGAGCUGUAAAAGUGAGUUCCUGAAGAAAUACAUGCACAAAGUAGUCAAUGACCUUCCCAGCUGCCCUUGCUCCUACCCCACAGAAGUUGCCUACAGCACUGCUGAGAUAUACGAUCGGAGUAAGCGGAAAAACUUUCGCUGGAAAGAUGCGAGUGGGCCAAAGGAAAAACUGGAGAUAUAUAAACCCACUGCACGCUACUGCAUCCGGUCCAUGCUUUCCUUAGAGAGCACAACUCUAGCAGCACAGCACUGCUGCUACGAUGACAAUAUGCAGCUGAUCACCAGGGGUAAAGGGGCAGGCACGCCAAACCUGAUCAGCAUUGAAUUUUCAGCGGAGCUCCAUUACAAAGUAGACAUUUUGCCUUGGAUUAUCUGCAAAGGGGACUGGAGCAGAUACAAUGAGGCACGGCCGCCUAAUAAUGGCCAGAAAUGUACAGAAAACCCUUCAGAUGAAGACUAUUAUAGGCAGUUCCAAGAAGCAAGAGAAUACUGAAAAGACUGGACUCCUCAGACAGCCUUUGUUGCUGCAAGACUGAAAACAUUCGUUGAAUGAUCUGCUUGAAAAGGGAAAGAUUGCUUUUUCUUCCUAACAAAUGUAUAUAUCUGUAUAUAAUACAUGGGUAUUUUUGCAGUGUGUGUAAUUUAUAUAUGCAUUUCUCACACACUCAGCUCUCUUGCUUCAUACAAACAUGUACACACGUUUUCCUGAUAAACAUAUGUAGCAGAAACUUACUUUUUAAAUUCAAAACCUCGAGAAAAUUAAUAUAGUUGGGCUAAAAGAAGGGCUUUGCUUCCACAUCACACUUGCAAAAUCCAAGUCAAACUUUGAUCCUACCCUCAUUAAGGUCAAUAGCAAAAUACCUGUUGAUUCAGGUAUAUGAGCGAGGAUCUGCCCUUCACCACAGCAUUGGAUGUGUGUGAAGUAAGCGAAGCCUGGGGAUAAAUGAAAUGAGAAUCAGCAAAACACUUAAGCAUGUACUUAAACCCUCUGACCAGAACAGGAUUUUAAGCCUGGGUUUUGCUGCACUAGGACCACCACCAAAUUGAACCACCACCAAACAUUCUGAAGCAAGCAGUUUUUACACAUAACUUAUUUAAUAUGAAUAUAGAUGUUUUAAAAGUAUUUUCUCUGGAGAAGCAUUUGUGAAAAUGUUUAGUCCUGUUUCUACGGGGCAGGAGGAGAUUUUAGGGAUGGAAGAAUACUAAUUAUUGGAAGGGGAAAAGCAAGUAGGAAUACUGGUAACAAGGAAACCAAGCCCAAACCCUAAUCACUCCUUGCUAGAAAGCUACUUAGCUUUUCAUCCAAACGGGUCCGGGCAAACGCAUCUGGGGUGAGCUGUCAAGGAGACGCAGCCUUGCAGCUACCCCAGAAGAAUCCAAAGACUUGGACCUUGCAAAGACGUACAAGUAGGUGGUUUCAUGGGCAGAUCCACAGCUGGCGAGACUUGUCAUAGUUCCCCCUCAUGUCAAUGGAUUUAUGCCAUUUUAUGGAGUAAGGAUCCGUUUCGUGGUGUGCAUGUAAAGCACAGGGCCUAAAAAGCCCAAACUUGCUCUGGCUGGUGACUCUGGUUAAAAAGAUACUAACACAAAGCUUGAGGAAUCAGUCUCCAAACUGAAUUUGAAGGAUUCUGCUAAGAAAGAGGCACUUUUUGAAAGAGGAGAAACAGGCUUUACAUUGUUUUUAAAAUAUAUGUACUAAGAUACAGAGGUGGCAUUUUAUAAUUCUUUCCAGUAAUGCAUUAAGUGCACAGUAUUAUACAGAAAAACUUAUUUUUCAAAGAGGGAAGGGAGGGCGAGUUCUAGAACUGUUCAUGAUGUUAAGGGAGAAAACCUCUGCAUUAUUUUUGUAAAGUAUUUAUUAAGUUUAUAGUAAGUCAUGCUUUGGGGUAUUUUAACAUGCAGUGCUUCUGUAAAUGGAACAUGAUUGCCAGGAAAGAAAUUAUUGCGAGGCAAAUGUUUCUCUUGCAGUUUUCCGUAAAAAGCAACUCUAUAAAUAAACCUGUAAUUAAACAGUU
Messenger RNA from Gavialis gangeticus (Gharial), 2848 nucleotides. RefSeq names its product isthmin 1 (gene ISM1). The record is from RefSeq and is a predicted model, not a curated record. Gene Ontology annotation, biological process: negative regulation of angiogenesis. The transcript has 6 exons. NCBI's taxonomy places the organism in Eukaryota, Metazoa, Chordata, Crocodylia, Gavialidae. The annotation marks the transcript as partial.